Molecule: messenger RNA, 1237 nt
Organism: Drosophila guanche
Lineage: Eukaryota; Metazoa; Arthropoda; Insecta; Diptera; Drosophilidae
Exons: 5
Coding region: 82-1221 (379 amino acids)
Source: RefSeq, a predicted model, not a curated record
CUUUCGUUGCAACUAAAAUCGAAAUUUUCAGAAAGCGUCAUAAUAGGUGGUGGAGGAUUGUGCCAAUAAUUUUCGCUUAGCAUGAAAAUAAAGAUGCCCUUCCGAGAGAAUACGGCUUUAUUACUAAAUCAUUACAAAGUAAAAAUAUCUAGAAUUAUUACUGAUACCACGACAAAGGAUGCUCUUCAAAUUACGGUCGAACUUAUUAAUAAAGGACUUGCAGCGAAAGAAUUUUUCAUAAAUAUUGGCAACUGUCAACAAUCAUAUGGGACAUUAAGACCAAUAGGUGUUAAGAAAAUACUAUAUCCAUAUGUUGGAGAAUCUGUAACGCUUAUGUUGCCUUUAAUAAUUGGUUUAAAGAAAAAAAUUAAAUUUAGUUGCGACGUUGUUGUAAAGACCAGUAUGAUGAGGAUCGCUGCGGAAGCCGGGUCAAAAAUCAUGAAACAGCCUAAUGCAAAUAUGGCCAGUGUAGCAAAGAGGACAAUGGAUAUUAAAAUACAUUCAAGAUGUUUUUGUGUCUGGAGAUGUCGCUGCCAUUGCCUUGAUAAAUUGGAAACUUAUAUUAAUUUUAAUGUUUGUGAAAAAAUGAACUAUAAUUCCGAAAGUGAUGCAGGGCUUCUGUUAAACUGCCCACCUGCAGAGCAACGAAAUGAUAUAUGCAUCAUGGAGAGCAGUAAUGCUAUCAAUAAUUCAAAAUCAUACAAUUCUGUUUUGUUUAAAAUUCUACGCUUUGCUCUUUGUAUAUUGUUAAUGCUGUUGGGUUUAGGAUUAUUAAAGGCUGUUUUCGGAUUUUUUAUCAAAUCAAUAAAUAAGUUCGGAUUUAAUGCUAUUCAGCCGGGAAUGAUUUUUGAAUGCACUUCUACAACAAGAAUUUUUCUAGUUAAUUGUUUCUUCUUUAUUUGUAUACCAUUUGUAGUUUGGUGCAAGUGCUUUAGACCAAAGGUCGAAGAUUUAAUGGCAGCUAGUACCGAAUGGUUGUGUAAUCCGCAAGCUAAUGAUGAAAACUCUAAAGAAAAUGAAUUUGAUUGCAAACGCCGUCUUUUAUCUGGCUAUCAGGAAACCGAACAUAGCAUGACCGAAAAUGUUCUCCGUGCACUUAACCGAGUACACGAAACUGAUUUAUUUGAAGAUGAAAAACAAGACGAUGAUGAAAGUACAGCUUAUAUUUUAGAAGUAUUGGAAGAGAGCAAAAACUCGCUAAGCAGAUUAGUAAAAUUAUAAAUUAAAUAACAUUCUU